AACCCGAGACUGAACCAAGAACUACAUUGAGGAUAUAUAGCGAUCACUUUUCCAGAGCGACUUUUAUCUACUCUGAUUUUUAGUUGGGAUAUUAAGCUUUCCAAGAUGAAGUUUGUUAGAUUUAUGAUGAGGAACGCGGCGAUGCUAAAUGCGCCAAAGCACAUUGAUUAUUACGCCAAGUUUUCUCCAUCGCCUUUGUCCAUGAAGCAGUUUCUGGAUUUUGGAACUACAAAUGCAUGCGAGAAAACAUCCUUCGCUUUCCUCAGACAGGAGCUCCCAGUGAGAAUGAGCAACAGUUUGAAGGAGAUCAGCCUUUUACCAGACCAACUAAUAGAGACUCAGUCUGUGCAGCUGGUGCACAGCUGGUUUGUCCAAAGUCUGAUGGACAUCCUGGAAUUCCAAGACAAGUGUCCUGAUGAUCCCAGAGUUCUCGCAGAAUUUGUGGAAACUCUGGUGACCAUUAGGAACAGGCACAAUGACGUGGUGCCAACCAUGGCUCAGGGCGUCAUCGAGUAUAGAGACACGUUCGGGGCAGAUCCUGUGACAAGUCAGAACAUUCAGUACUUUCUGGACCGCUUUUACAUGAGCCGUGUUUCCAUUCGCAUGCUCAUCAACCAGCACACUCUGAUCUUUGAUGGCUCCACAAAUCCAGGACAUCCCAGCAGCAUCGGGUGCAUUGACUCCUGCUGCGACGUCACAGACGUAAUCAGAGAUGCCUAUGAGAGCGCUAAAAUGCUCUGUGAACAGAAUUACCUCGGAUCACCUGAGCUGGAGUUGAGAGAGAUAAACGCAAAGAACAAAUCAAAGCCAAUUGAGAUCUCCUAUGUUCCAUCUCAUCUCUACCACAUGGUUUUUGAGCUUUUCAAGAACGCAAUGAGGGCUACUAUUGAGAAUCACGAAACAAGCAGCACACUGCCACCAAUCAAAGUCAUGGUAGCUCUAGGAGGAGAAGAUCUGUCAAUCAAGAUCAGUGAUAGAGGCGGUGGAGUUCCCUUCAGGAAGAUCGAGAGACUUUUUAGCUACAUGUAUUCAACAGCACCCAGACCUACUAUUGGUGACCAUCAACGGACCCCAAUGGCUGGCUUUGGUUAUGGUCUUCCCAUCUCCCGUCUGUACGCGCGCUACUUUCAAGGUGAUCUCCAGCUUUAUCCGAUGGAGGGUUAUGGCACGGAUGCAGUGAUUCAGCUAAAGGCUCUGUCCACAGACUCAGUGGAGAAGCUUCCGGUGUUUAAUAAGACCGCCUUGCGAAAUUACAAAGUCAACCAGGAAGCCGAUGACUGGUGCGUCCCGAGCAAAGAGCCGCUGAAUGUAGCAGCAUACAAGGCUGCAAAGUGAACCACAGGAGUCGCUUGCCUUUGACAAAGGCCUUGAGGAGUUCGUCCGCCAUUGUGAAUGCUUGCAUUCCCUCAUGAACUUGGGGACCAGUGAUGGGAUUUCCCAAUACUCUUUGAGUACUGUUGUCCGGGAGCACUCGAAAUGCAUGAGGCCAGUAUUUAAGAUGCAAAACCGUAGAUUCCUUAGUGUAAACUACUCACUGUGGUGCUGCUGAAGUGGAUGUUUAUCAGCAAAAGCUCAGGCGCAUGUUUAGACCUGAAGAGAUGAAAGAUGGGUAGAUGCAUGUGAACGUAAUGGAAGAAGAGUUAAGUCACAGAAAGCGGGGGGAGAGAAUGGUAUGAGCUGGAAACGAGUAAAUUACCAAAGGCAGGAGAAAUGCUAAUGCUAUCUCACGCCAAUUUGUAACUUAUUGAAUUAGUGGCUAAUUCGUAUGAUGUUGUUCGUACAAUUUAGUAUGAUUUUCUCAUCCCCCAAUAAUGUUUGGGUUAGGGGCGGGGUUUGGUGCCACGCCUCUUUUUAAAAAUCGUACAUUUUCUUAUGCCUGAACUCGUACGAAUUAGCCAAUAAACCAACAAAAAGUAAAAUAGUUAUGUUUCCUUGUGAGAUCAGGCUGGAAAUGCAGGUGAAGUGUGAAAAAAACAAACAAACCCUGAUGAAUCGUCGAGUGUCAACUCAAAAAAAAGGGAGGCUAUGGCCAAAGAUGUUUUUUUUUUCCUCUUUAAAGAGGCUGGAUGUUUUGAAAUCAUACUUGAUCUGUGAUUAAUACUUGAUAUUUAAGCACACAUGUAAGCAUUUAUUAAUAACAUUGUGCUGUUGUGUUUUAUUUACAUUAUAAAUGACCACACAAUGUACAGUAUAUUCUAAUGGCUGUUCACUUUGUUUUAAAGGACCCUUGUUGUUUUUGAUGUAACUUAAAUAAAUCGUAUUUCUCACCAA
Molecule: messenger RNA, 2271 nt
Organism: Danio rerio (zebrafish)
Lineage: Eukaryota; Metazoa; Chordata; Actinopteri; Cypriniformes; Danionidae
Gene: pdk2b
Product: pyruvate dehydrogenase kinase 2b
Cellular component (GO): mitochondrial matrix
Molecular function (GO): kinase activity; ATP binding; transferase activity
Source: RefSeq, marked provisional